Messenger RNA from Scylla paramamosain (green mud crab), 14633 nucleotides. Its product is annotated as histone-lysine N-methyltransferase 2C-like. The transcript has 16 exons. Gene Ontology annotation, cellular component: MLL3/4 complex; nucleus. The record is from RefSeq and is a predicted model, not a curated record. NCBI's taxonomy places the organism in Eukaryota, Metazoa, Arthropoda, Malacostraca, Decapoda, Portunidae. Gene Ontology annotation, biological process: positive regulation of transcription by RNA polymerase II. Bases 1055 to 12112 code for a protein of 3685 amino acids. Gene Ontology annotation, molecular function: histone binding; histone H3K4 methyltransferase activity; transcription coactivator activity.
AGUACUCCCACUGAAUCUCCUGCCACUCAGACAUCAAGUAACUUGUCUGUCAGCAAAGAAUCUCUUGUAGCUCCAACACCAUCAGUUCCUAUCACACUUCCAGCAGCCCUCAACUCUUCGUCCUAAUCAACCCCCUGUUGCUCCAUUGGGUUCAUUGCCGUUAUCAGGUUCUACCUGUGGAACGGUUCCACCAGUGCAAACAGUAUCGGGAGUUUCAUCAGUACCACCACCAAGUGCACCAGUGUCUUUAAGUAAUGCUAUUCAAGGUCCAAGCCCAAUUCCAUCCAUAAAGAGUCCUGCAACACUCCCGAGCCCAAUCGGGCUUGCAAGUCCUGUAACUCAUCCAAAUACAUCUGCACUUCCUAGCACGCAUCCAAGUCCUACUACAGGAGUUCCAUCUGCACCACAAACACUGUCAAGCCCAUUACCCAGACCAGAUUCACAAACUCCCUCACAUGGCUUUUGCCCCACUCCCACAACUUUCUCUUCUGCAAGCAAACCUCCAACCCCAACAAUACCUGAACCACAGAAAUUAUGGUCUAGUAAUGACUCCCAGUCUCAGAGCCUUAGUUUGGAGGAAGAUGAGUCUCUUGGUGAUAAAGCCUACCAAAGCUGCUGUGUUAUAUGUCAAUGUUCACAAGCCUAAUCUGAAAACAGACUUCCCAGCUGUGGCAGAUAGAGAAAGACAAAUAAAAAGAAUUUGGAAGAAUUUGAAAGAUACUGAACAGAAGAAAGAAGCUGAUUCAGAGAGCUCGGAGAAAACAAGAAGGAAUAUUAUAAAAAUAAACAGUUCCGCACUGGACGAGUCAUCAUUCCUCAGGGCAGCUCUGCACGAGACCCCCCAGGCUCUUCCUCACCGCCCCCUCUCUCUCCCCUGUCUGUGGAGAGUUCUAGUACCCCACAACCUCCUCUCUCACCCCCUUCUGGUACUCAAGGACUCAACUCACCUCUGGUAUCAUCUUGUUCCCUGCAACUGGUGAGCUCAGAGAAUCGCACUUCAUGUGCCUCUGAUGACACUUCAGAGUCAUACAACGUUGUCUCAAGUGCCACCACCAUGAAAGUGGCUGGGGUACAGACUUCCCCGCCUGGAAGUUUCAAUCCCUCAGGCCUAAAUCCUGCAAGGCCUUCCCUCUCCCGCUUGCCUGACCCUCCACGAACCGAGCUCCCGCUAGCCAAUCCCUCCUCUCCCCCUGACCCUGAUCAGCAUAUAAGAGUCCUCACCCCUCUAGAAAUUAUGCGAACUCUGCCUGUUCUGCACCAGGAUGCCUUCCCCAGCCCCACUACCACCACUACCACCUCCGUCACCACUACCACUACCAUCACUACCACCACGGAGCAACAGAGGGCUUUAAAGAGCAAUGAGAAUUUGGAAAGUUCUGGAACCUCUGGCACAAACAGCAGUGGAAAUGAAGGAAACAAUGAACCAAGUCCUGUCACCACCCCUCAUGCAUCUCCUCGCCCUCCCCUUCCAUCUUUAACACCCACACGGCCAAUGGUGAUAACCCAGCGACCUCAGAUGCCUUCAGGAACACCAUCCAGACAAGCUGUGCCUCACAACAUGAUCAGAGGUCCUAUCAAUCACCCACAGGGAGGAUCAAGUGAGACUUAUACAACUCCUGUAGGGACCUCUCUUCCCACCAAGCCAAUGGAUUCAUUCACACAUCCAUCAACUCCUACUCCACAAACAUCUCCACUGCCAUCUCCAACAAGUGACCCUUAUUCACGAAUUCCUCCUUCACCACGGCCUCCUUCAGAUGUAUAUAACUUACCACCUGGCACACCAAGACCUGUUGCUACUGACCCAUUUGCAAUGCCUCCUCCAACUCCUCGUUCAGUUGAUCCAUAUGCAGCUCAACCUCCAACUCCAAGACCAAUGACAUCAGAGCAAUUUACAUGCAGCACACCAACAGAAUCCCCUUAUGUCCAAGCACCACCUACUCCCCGUCCUCAUGAUGAUAUCUAUGGACAGCCUCCAACACCAACCACUCCAGGUGUUCCUGGAGAUCCAGCAAGACAGCAACAUCUCAGAGAUUUACUCCAGAGGCCUCCAUGGAGUGAAGGAAGUGGGGUUCAUGCUGGAGUAGUCCCUCAACCUAUGACCUCUCCUACAGGUCUUAGUGGAGAAUUUCGACCACCUCUUCCCCCAGCAGCACAAAUAGCCAAUGUGCGCAUGAGACCUAAUAUUGCUCCAGGUCAGUCAGCCAUGAUGAUUCCUCAAGGUGGGCAAAUGGACCACAGAUUUAGGAUGGUUUUUCAACGCAAUUUACAGCAACAGCCUCCACAGCGGCAGGGUGCUGUUAAUGGACGCAGCUCUGUGGAUGCCUUCAGCCAUGUAUCACAGCAAAGGCCACCGCAGCAGUAUUUGGGUGCUGCUGGACCUGGAGUACGUCCUGGAUUGACAAAUGUGGUAAGAGGUCCUGCAACAAAUAUUAUUGUAAGUCAGAGUAUGGGAUCUACCCAUUUACCUCCAGGUAGUGCUGUGAGAGUACCAGUUGUGUCUCCUACACACCUUCCUCAGUCACCAGCACAUCAGCUUGUAGCUGAACCUCAUCCAUCUAGUGUUCAUUCACAACCUCACCAUUCACCACAUCCUCAGUCACCUAACCUGCAGUCUCACUCACAGCCAGGUCAUUCACAACAGCCUCACAUGUCACAAGCUGAUCCACGAUUGCCUCAUCCACAGUUAUCUAAUCCUCCACAAACACAUCCUCAGCAGCCAGCUCAUACUCAGCCACGCCAUCCACAGCCACCUCAUUCUGAGCCACCACAUUCACAGCCACCCCAUACUCAGUCACCUCACCCACCAUUAUCCCACCAACAAGAAGCUCAACCACCACAGCAACAGCAGUCAGAAUCGGAGCUUCCUGAGGCAGUAACUCGAGAAUUGGAACAGUUGGAGGAAGAACAACAACAACAACAGCAACAGCAUCCAGCUCCCCAGCCACCCCCUCAGCCAGGGGCCCCAACCCACUCUUCAGCUCAGGGAGAUGAUUUGGAGGACCUUGCUCCCAGUGAUCUUACCAACAUGGAAGAUGAUGAUCUCUUGGGCAUGGGUGGAGACUUCAAUGCACUUCUGGAAUUUGCUGAUGGAGAAGAUGGAGAGGAGGACAAUGAAAAACUACCCUCCAACUUAUUUGAUGAUCUAGAUGCAGAUGAAGAGGAAAGACGAAAGAAAGAAAAAGGUAGGGAAGUAGUGUCAGGUCCUCGUGGCCCCCCUAAAGGCAAGGUUGGAGUGCCAGGUGUAGGUUCACCCUCUGCUGGCCCCCUGUCACACCCACAGUCCACCGUAGCACCUAGCCAAGGGCCCCAGCACCACACCACUGGUAGUGUCACUUUAGAUUGUGAUGCACAGCCCCAGGGUCCACAUCCAGCUCCAGCAAUAAACUCCAGUGUACAGCAAAGACCAGGACUCUCACCUGGCCCUACAGUGGGUCCAGUGCGACUAUCCAUGACCACCUCCCCACAGCAGCAACCAGUGCAACCUCAGAUGGCUCCUCAAAUUACUCAGACUACACCACGAAUUGCAAGUGUAGUUACAAGAAUGCUGGGUCCCAGAACAGGGCUACGUCAGCCUGCUGCACCUCCUCCACCUUAUCCUGGACAUCCACCACCUCCUUACCCACGCUCUCAAGUGAUGGUGAGUGAGGGUUUGAGGGGAUCAAUGGCAGGCAGUGUGGGCUCCCCUAUUGGGGUUGGGGGCCCCCCACCACUACCUAUGAUGCGGCCUAGCCCACACCACCCAACCAUGAUGGGUCCAGGACCCUCAGUGGUGAUGGGUGGGCCACGCUUGCCUCCACACAUGGCACAUGGUACCCCUGGAGGCCACCCACACCUGCCUACAGGGCCACCAGGUAUGGUGCCACUUGGGCCUGGUGGUCCACCUGUUCCUCAUGGUCUUCAUGGUCCACCUGGUCAUCAUGGACCACAUGGGCCUCAUGGUCCACAUGGUCCUCAUGGGCCAUCUGGUCCUCAUGGUCCACCUGGUCCCCAUGGACCAUCUGGUCUUCAUGGCCCACCUGGCCCUCAUGGUUCACCUGGUCCCCAUGGCCCAUCUGGCCCCCAUGGUCCACCUGGCCCUCAUGGUCCACCUGGCCCUCAUGGCCCAAUGCUGCCGCCACAGCCACACAGGCGACCACUACUACUGCAGGAGCAGCCAUUGUUAAUAGAAGAUCUACUAGAACAAGAAAAACUGGAGCAAAUGAAGCAGCAGAAAGCCAGCCAUCAGCAGGAGCCCAUUGGUCCAGUAGACCUCAACCUUAGUGAUAUGGAAUACGAGAAGCUCAAAGCUGAUGUUCUUUCUGUAGGAAAUCCUCCAGUUGGAUUACCAUCAGUACCAGGUGGGCAAGUGUUGAGUAAUAAUGGUGUGAGACAGCCCUUCCAGCGUGUAGCAGGUGCUCCUCCCCCAACCUCCACCCAGUCCCCCCAUCAAGUUCCAGGACCUGCUCAACCCAUGACUCGUCCUGUACGACCACAGGGUGACCCUGGCAUGCAUCCUGCUUUGUUACAAGCAGUUGGAUCACGUGGAACUGGUUCAUCAACACCAGGAACGGUGAACAUUAAGACACUUCCUCCACCUCCACUCCCUCCCGAUAACCCUCAGACUGAUGCUGAAAGACAACAACAGAGUCAGUAUGAACACUGGUUAAAACAACAACACAACCUCAUAACCACACAGCAGAGAUAUUAUGAAGCUGAAAUAACAAAACUUCGAAAGCAACGAAAAAAUUUAAAUAGCCGUCUGAGAACAUUGAAGAAAAAUGGUCAGGGGCUAAAUGAACAUGAUGCUGCAGAGCUUGCCCGUGUGCAGAGGGAAGCAUCAGCAAUUCAGCGACAUUUAGAACAGUGUCGCAAGUCUGCUAGGCAACAUGCCAUGAUUAUGCAGGAAUACAAUAACAAGAAAAGAAAUAGACCAUCUCAUAUAAUGAACACUCAAGGUGGGGUGAUGAAUACAUCUCAAGGCACCAUGAUGACUGGGACUUCACCUGUAGGUCCAGCAGGGUCAUCACCAAUGCAUUCCACUCCACAGAGUCCUCUCAUGUCUCCCUCACCAUCGUCACAACCAGGGAUGGGAUUAAGUCCUAUGGUACCCUCCCCUCACACACCAGUUGCAUCCCCUAAUCCCACAAUAGUGCCACAGCAUUCUCCUCAUGCCAUGGUUGUUCCAGGUCCUCAUCCGUCCCCUGGUGAAUCACCUUUCAGUCCACAAACUCGCAUGCCGUCUCCAGGAGGUGGCUAUCCUGACCAAGGUCCACGAGCUGCCUACUCAGGAACCUCCCAAGGCAUGACACAUCACAUGAUGGCUCCCCAAAUGCGUGUCAGAAUGCCUGUCCACAGCCCAGGUACACAGACAGUACAGCCAAGCCAGAUCUCCCCUCACAUGAUGGGGGUAAGAUCACCAUAUCCCCAAGCUGGAGUUAUAAUGCCUCAAGGUCAAGGAGCUCCUAUGAUGAUGAGGCAUCAAUACCCUCAGGGUGUUAUGCCUUUAAGGAGACCAUCUGGAUCAGGGCCAGUUCCUAGUCCAGGUUCUUCUGGGCCAAUCCCAAGCCCAGGUGGCCCUGUCCAGAGUCCCAUUAGUGGUGGUAUGGCUAUGAAACCAAGUCCUGUCCAUAGUGGUCUGAAAAGCCCUGUCCCUUUGGCUAGUCCCAGUCCUGGUGGACCAGUUGCCAGUCCAGUAUCUGGAAGUAUGGCAAUGAAGCCUAGUCCAGUCCAUAGUGGGUUAAGGAGUCCUGUACCCCUUGCAAGUCCACAGAUGCAGCCCCUUAGUUCUGAAAAUCCAAGUACUCCUUUAACUCCUCGAAGCAUCAGUGCAGGAGAAAUAAUUGGCACACCACAGACUCCUCACAGUGAUCUUGGAGGACCUGGUAGUAACAACAGUCAAGUUAACAGUCCUCAUCCAUCAAUACCAACACCAACUAGUGAUGCUGUACCAUCUCCUGUUUCCUGUUCAGCCUCUUCAACAUCUGCUUCAGUAGCAAGUGGAACACCAGCUGUUCAGAGGUCAGGUGGAGGAGGCAAUGCUAAUAAUCCAAAUAAUCCAGCUCCUCUUCCACCUUACAUAAGAUUUGGAUAUUUCAAGCUUGGAUUGAAAGGUGGUGCUAUUCUGAGAAGUCGCUGGGGACAUUUUAAGCUUGGUUUAAAGGGUGGAUCACCUGUUGGAGAUUUAGAAAAUAAACCACUCACUUCAACAUCAUGUUCUGAAGGAGCAGCAUCCCCAUCAACAAAUACAACAGCCAUUGUCAGUAGUGUCACUUCUUCAGUUGUUACAAGUACUCCAACAUCUAUAAAAACUGAAAGUGAGGGGGAUGAAGACAAGGAAGGUUUAGCCCAUGUUUUAAGUGAAAGUGUUAAAGGUCCUCCUGUAAGAAUGAUGGGAGGCACAUCCCGUGUAGGUACAGUAGCUUACCCAACCCCAGGUAUAGCCACAACCUCCAUGCCACCUCAUUUGCCUGUCACUGCCAAUAAAUUAGUUGUUCCAGAACCAGCAAAGUCUGAGAUUCCACCAUCUAGUAGACAUCAGGCAGUAAUUGGAAUUCCUGGUGGAGGAGCUAUUCCAUCUCAGAAUAACAUAUAUCCAAGUCAUACUGUAGCUGUUGCUCCUGGAAUUCGCAUACCAUCAAUUAAUGCUUCAGCCAACUACCCGUCAUCAACUACUGGGGCAGGGAGUGUAACCACAAGCACAAACAUGUUGAAUAUACCCAUAGGUACCUCUGGAAGUAUUGCCAGUAACUUGGUACCUCCUUCUAUUAUGUCUGUAACCUCUAGUGCCACACCUACAAGUUCAUCUUAUAACACUAAUGUGGUUCCAGUUGGUGUACCACCAGAUGAUGUUUCAACACAUAGCAGUAUUGUGAGUAUCAGUGACCAAGUAAGUGGCAUAACAAGUGGAUUGGCAAAUUUUCCAAGUACUGCCAGCCUGCCAUUAAGUUCAGUGUCUGCCAUGACACACACCACUCCAUCCCUUGGUCGCCCUCUGGUGAGUGUUCCAGUGCAACAGAUUGGUUCACCACAGAGACCUCUGCUGCAUAACCCAGUAACCACAACCAAUUCUCAACAGUUACGAACUCUUCCAUCAAUAGGACAUCUACAACCAGGCACAAGACCAUUCAGAACACAAGUGAUGGGAACCACUGUGUCACAGCCUGGGGUACAAGAUUCAGAGGGUCACCAUGUAGUAUCUCAACCACAAGUGAUGCAUCCAACCUUGACCCAAACAGUUGGAAUGUUAACUAAUAAUGUUCAUCAGCCAGUAGGACAACAAACUUGGAUUCAAACUUCUUCAGGCACUCUUCAUCAGGGUGGAGUUGUUAUACAGGGAGGAGUACAACAGGCUGUUGGAGUACGUAUGGUUGCACAACCCAUGAUGGUGCAACAGACUGUUGUACGGGGCAGCAAUGUGAUGGUACGUCCAUGUACCAGUGGUCCUGUUGCAGUGCAAGGGGGUGUUCGGAUGAUGAUGAUACAUGGGCAACCCGUACGCACUCCCUCUCCCCCCGUCACACGACCAGCAAUGAUGCCUCCACCAGCAGCAAAAUCUCCAGCAGGACAUUCUGCCAGUCCUGUGCCACGUGUAUCUCCUGCACCAUCUCCUCUAUUAAACCAUCCUUCACCACAUUCACCACAGAUUAAAGGUCAUUCACCUUCAAUGACCUCUCCAGCCCUUAGUCCUCAUAACACUCUUCCUACUCCUCCAAGCUUAAUCAAAAGAGAACCAGAUGAUGACCAUCCUGGCUCUUGCAGCACACCUAAUAUCACCCAUCCUAUUCCAGUUGCAACAUCCACCCCACAAGCCUUAGGCAGUCAACACAUGAUUGUCACUGGAGUGUCUUUACAGUCUCAGUUGUCUGUUAUGAAUCCCCAAGUAACUACUCAAAACUCUGAGACCUCAGGACAAAUAAAAUCAGAAGUAGUGAAUGAUGAUAUGAGCAAAGAUUCCUCAAAUGCAUUACUGAAACAGCUUCUAGAAAACACUGGUUGUGCUAAUCCCAUGCAGCAACCCUCCCAAGGCCAGUUGUUAUUAUUUAGAUCAUCUCAAGGACCUGUCUCUGUGCAGUCAUCUCAUCUAUCUCAAGUUGCUUCACAAGUACCAACUCCCAUAGUGAUACCUCGUAGUGCUGUGACAUCCUCAGGAGCUGUUUCACAUGCACCAGUACAGCAGACCACUAGCACUCCAGCUCUUGUGUCCCAGAAUAAUGAUAUGCAGCAGCUACAGCAGCAUUCACAACAGCCUCAGCCACAACCACAGUCACAGCAUGGUGUGAUCACACCAGGAAGUCAACCACAAUCCUUGGGUUCUAAUUCUCACAUGAUGCAGCGCUCAGUAGUUGUGUCAACUGGUGUUCACUCAUCACCUCAGGGGACUCACACUGUUAUUCUAGGUCAACAGCAACAAUUGGUCACUCAUUCUGGUACUCAUGUUAACCUUGGUCAUUCUGUGGCUCGUCCUGGUGUACCCUUUGUCAGUCAAGGCCAUCCAGUUCAGUUCAAUACUGCAUCUCACCCUUCUAGUCAGCAAGGUGUUGUCAGGCAGGUUACAACACAUCAAGUAAACCAUCCAGGUAUGAUUCCUUCCUCAGUUCAUCAUGUCAUCCAAGGUCAGCCUCCUCACCAAACAGUAGCUGUCAGUCAUUCAAGUCAUCCAGUGGGAGGUCAUCCCGUUACACCUGCUGCUCCUCAUAUGGUGGUUCAUCCUGGUGUUCGAGCCACACAUCCUGGGCAGCAGCACACUAUGGGUAAUGUUCAUCAACCAGGGACUCAUAUAAUCACAGGACCACGAGCCCCCAUGAGUACUCCACCUACACCUGCCAGUAUGACUGAUAGAGUGAAUAGUGAUCCUGGCCUCAAAACAGAGAUGAGAGUUAUGAUCCCAGAAACAGUAAUGGGUACAGGAACUAGUACAGGUGAGCACACACCCGAGAUGACAACCCCAAAUGAUGGAUCAGAUUCAUUGGAUCAUGAAGAGUUGAAAAAAGCCAAGAAGCGAGCUCAGCAGGCCAGAAGAAAAAGUCAGAGUAAAGAUGCAAAAGUACAACCAGCUAAACGUGCUAGACAAGGAUCUCGUGUUGAAGAAGAUUAUGAUGCAUACAUAGAAAGUGUCAUGCAACAGCUCAGAUCUAUGCCACCACUUACGAUCAUGGAACCAGAAGUUCCUAGAAAUUUUAAUUUAUGUCCAGUGUUUGGAAGUGGAGAUCUAUCAAAGCUUGGGAGGAGAGAUUACAAUCAUAGUCAAGGAAUUUUAGAAGGUACAGAAGGUAAUGCUACAAUAAAAAAUGUUACAGAUCACUAUAAUACACAGCCUUUUGGAGACAAAAUGCCCAUUGUCACUCCUGCAAAAACUGGACCAACUCAGCGUGGUUUUUACAUUCAUGAAUUUACCCCUCCCAAAAUAGGCCUUCCACUUGAUGAAUAUCAAGAAGGGGAUUUAGUUGGUGGCUCAAGUCGUUCAACACCAGCUCAGACUCCUACCAGAGAAGCAGAUUCACCUGAUACAGUUCUCAGUUCAUCCUCACCAGAAUGUAUACUCCCAGAAUCUCCCCUUCCUUUCAAAGGCUUAAAGCUCGUUGAUAUGGAUGAAGAUCCCCAAGAAGACCAGCGUGAUAGGUCCCUUUCUCCAGCAAUUCCUCUUCUUAUUCCAGUGCCAAUUCGGCCUGGCCGGUUUUCUUUCCUUUCUACACAGAACAAAGAAAAUAAAGAUAAUCCUGAGCUGGACAAAGAAAACAUUGACAGUCUUUCCAGCAUAACAAUGAAAAGUCGUAUUGGUCAAUCACCAGCACUGCCCCUGAAAGACAUGGGUAAUGUAACUGUCACUUUAACUCUCUCUUCACAGGCAGGGGAAGACGUAUCAGGAGUUUUGAGAUCUUUAGCAAAUCUCCUCAAUAUUCCUCCACCAUCAGCAUUCCACUUAGCUGACCGUCUUGAAGCACCCAAAAUACCAAGACUGUAUCGUCACAAACAGUUGAAAGAUGGGAAAGAACAAGUAGUAGACAUCCAGAGUAUCCUUAAUGGACAGGCUCGUUUCUGUCGUCAUUGUGAUGUAAUUAUUUUGAAUGAUAUGUUAUGCAAGAAAGUGAUGGAGUUGCCCUUCUUGAAUAAAGAAGAAUAUGGAAAUGUUGAAGAAGUUACAUUUUGCUCCCAGCAGUGUUAUAUACAGUUUGCAUUGUCUCAGCGCAUGCUCAUGGAUGAAAAAGUAAAACACGAAGGAACCAGUAGGCAUAUCAAGGUGAAAGACACCUUUGGAGACAUGAAAGGUUCCUCUCUUCCACCUGCAGGAGGCUUAUCUGAUUGGUCAAAGGAUGAUGACAUGGAUGAAGUGUUAAAAGUCCCUCAGCUUGAGGAUUCUUUGGUGAGAAGGCCAAACAAACACAAGCUUGUUGAUGACCACAACCAGUACCCAAAACAAGCUGAUGGGAAGCGGUUUCGGGGUCAUAAGUAUAAAUAUUGGACACCAACUGCCUUAACCUUGCCAGAAAAUUAUGAAAAACCCACUCCCAAGGAGAUGACAGACUUGUUGUUCCGUAUGGGAAUUACCUACAGGAAACCAAGACUACGAGAUGAUUCCCGUCAAUGUAUUUUAUGUAACUUGUAUGGAGAUUAUGUUGCAGAUGGUCCAUCAAGACUCCUCAAUUAUGAUGUAGAUAAGUGGAUUCAUCUUAACUGUGCUUUAUGGGCAGAAGAUGUCUAUGAAACCAUGAAUGGAGCACUGAUGAAUGUAGAAGCUGCUGUGAAAAAGGUGGCAUCAAGUGAAUGUGAGCACUGUCAGCAACCAGGAGCAUCUGUGAAAUGUUUCAAAGUGCGUUGCAGCAAGGUUUAUCAUUUGAAUUGUGCUGUGAAAGAAGGAUGCACCUUCUACAAGAACAAAACAGUAUAUUGCCAGGAACACAUCAACAAAGGAGAGAAGGACAAUGAACUUCUAACCUUAUCCGUCUUCCGUCGUGUAUUCAUUGAUCGUGAGGAGAACAGACAAGUUGCUUCAGUGAUGCACCAUGCAGACUUGAGCUAUGUGCUUAGAAUUGGCUCAUUAAUUCUCUUGGCAAUUGGACAACUUCUUCCCCACCAGUUACAAGCAUUCCACACCCCAUACUGCAUUUAUCCUGUUGGCUACCAAGUGAUCCGAUAUUAUUGGAGCAUGCGGCGUCUUCACAAGAGGUGUGCUUAUGAGUGUUCAAUUCAUGAUAAAGAUGGUCAGCCAGAAUUUCGUAUAAUAGUUAAAGAGGAUGGAUAUGAAGAUCAUGCAUUUGUGAGUUGCUCUCCAAAAGGUGUAUGGACUAAGGUUCUUGAGCCACUAGCAGAGUUGCGUCAGAAAGCAGAUGUUGUGAGGCUUUUUCCACAGUAUAUUAGUGGAGAGGACUUGUUUGGUCUCACUGAACCAGCCAUUGUACGUAUCUUAGAGUCCCUCCCUGGUAUAGAUACUCUGGCAGACUACAACUUCAAAUUUGGACGCAACCCAUUGUUUGAGCUUCCAUUAGCUGUGAACCCAAGUGGAUGUGCCCGAGCAGAACCUUUCACCAAGCUUCACCUCAAGAGAUACCAUGGUAUACGCACCAGUGCUGGAUCUGUUCGGACUAGCAGCAACUGCAGAGCAGCAGCUAGUGUGGCAAACCUUACAAUGGCAUAUGAUCCCUUUGUUCCAUACAGUAAACUUCACGUUCAUUCAAGAUCUUCUCAGUACAAGAAAAUGAAUAACGAGUGGAGAAGCUCAGUUUACUUAGCUAGGUCCAAGAUUCAAGGCCUGGGUCUGUAUGCAGCUCGAGACAUUGAGAAGAACACCAUGAUAAUUGAGUACAUUGGAGAGAUUAUUCGCUCAGAGCUUGCUGAGGUGCGUGAGAAGCGAUAUGAAGCACAGAAUCGUGGAAUUUACAUGUUUCGCCUUGACGAUCAGCGAGUGGUAGAUGCCACAGUGACUGGUGGUCUUGCUCGGUACAUCAACCAUUCCUGUGGCCCAAAUUGUUACACUGAAACAAUUGAGGUAGAAAGGGACAUGAAAAUUCUCAUAAUUUCAAAUAGAAAAAUUCUUAGAGGAGAAGAGCUGGCCUAUGAUUACAAAUUUGAUGAAGAGGAGGAUCACAAGAUACCAUGUCUUUGUGGUGCAGAAAAUUGCAGAAAAUGGAUGAAUUGAAGUCCAUAUAAAAGUACAAUGUCCACAGUGGACCUCAGUUUAUUAUUACCUAAAAAGACAUUUCCCUUUUUACACAGUUAUUGUUUUUUAGAUUAUUAUUAUUAUUAUUAUUAUUAUUAUUAUUAUUAUUAUUAUUAUUAUUAUUAUUAUUAUUAUUAUUAUUGUUAUUAUUAUUAUUAUCAUUAUCAUUAUUAUUAUUAUUAUUAUUAUUAUUAUUAUUAUCAUCAUCAUCAUCAUCAUCAUCAUAAUUAUUAUCAUUAUUAUUGCUAUAUUUUUUUCUUUUCUUUUUACUAAAAAAAAUUACUUUAUUAGUAUAUUUUAUAUUUUGUGUUUUAUUUUGACUUCAUGGGAUAGAUAAGUGUGAUAAUUAUUGUUUCAUUUAUUCAGUGAGUACUAGAUAACCUCUGUUAUCUUGCCAAAGCAUAGUUAUUAGACUUGUCACAAUGGACUCAAAAGAGUCUCUCUUCAGACCUUUGGAUAUUUAUUUUACAGUAUCUUAAUUUGUGCAAGAAUGUUAGUGUUAUUUAUAUAAACUUUAGUGUAUAUGCAUUAGCCUAAAUACAGAUGUACACAAAUGGCUUCAGUGAGCUUUUUGAAUGAUUGUGUGCAAGUAAUUGCUUGUGUAAGGAACUGCUCAUGCAUGUGAGAAUACCUGAAUGAUUGGACUUCAUUCGUAUUCUUUUUUUUUUUUUUUUUUUUUUUUUUUUUUUUUUUUUUUUUUUAGGAGUGAUGUUUGUGUUGAUGAAUGUGGUAAAAUAUGAGUUUAAGGCAGUCUCCCAACAGGAUCUGCUAGCAAUGGGGUCAGUUAUUUGUAAAAUGUUCAAAGGUUUUUUGAAUUUAAUACAGUAAUAUUUAAGACACUGGUUUGUACUAAUGUUGCUCAUUUUCAACUUAGGUGAAGUUCAGUAGGCAUUGCUGGGCAGGAUCUGAAAAGCCAAGUAAGUGCCUUGUGCAAAAAAAAAAAAAAAAAAAAAAAAAAAAAAAAAAAAAAAAUCAGCUUUCCAAGUCAGGGAUUGGACUCAAUAAUUUUGUGGCUAAAGUGCAGUUCCGUCAGAAAAGUUAUGAUAAUUAAUGGUUUAUGUUAAACUGGUCCAGCUUUCCAGUAUGUGACUUGAGUGGCCUAAUAAUGUUCUUCCAUUGCUGUUGUGAAUACAUAAUACCUUCAUCAGCACUAGAUUGUGUGUGACUAAAUUAAUAAUGAGAAUUGAAAGAUGGCCUAGUUUUUACAAACUGAAAAUUGUUUUGAUGUAAAACUAACAUUUCUAUUAGUAUGAAAUCUAUUUUCUCACCAGCAGUCAAAGGCUAUCUUUGUCUGCCUUUUCAUAAACUUGUAUCUGCCAGUUUCCCAGUUCAUGUAUGAUGUUAUAGUCUAAGUAAGAAGACAACUGAUAGUGCUUAAGUCAAAUUGGACAGUGAUCAGAGCUCAUGGGAGGACUAUGUUGGAUUAGAAUGAUUGUUUUGAAUCAUAAUUUCCUGAAUUGUGUAUGUAUAUUGAGCUUGCAGAAUAUAAAGUACUCUCCAUGCAAGCAUCUGGUGUAUGGAUAAUAGUAACAGUCAUUAUUCAAGUGAAUAUUUAUGGUUGACAAAGAUGUUUACCUGAGUUUUAUCACAUAUAACUUGAUGAUGAUUCUGAAAUCCUUCAUAUCAGAGUGAAUUUUUAAAUAAUGAUUAUUGUAUUCUUUGUAUAUGAUGUUGGUAAGGGACAAAAAUAAAUCAGUGAAGCUAUCUCAGUAAGAAUCUGCAGCUGAUUGCCUGAUGUUAUUAUUAUUUCAGUGUUUAGAUUUUAUAACUUUUUUUAUUUUCUUUCCAUAACUCCCUUUUUAAUUUUCUAUCCAGACAUAGUUGGACAAGUAUGCCAAAGCAAUUAAGAUAUCACUCUGUAUUUUUUUUUUUUUUUUUCUCUCUCCCCUCCAUAAUAUUAAGUUGUAAUUUUUAAUGUAAUUUAUACUUCCCUUCAUAUAUUUUAGUUAAACUUAAGGUGUUUUAGAUAGUUUAUUAAUAGAUAUUCCUAUUUUUAUCUGUUCAGUUUUUACAUUACUGUAAAGAAAAAUUGUGGGAUUGCUGACAUCCUUGUGAAACUUGCAAUAAGAUGAUUAAUGAAUUAUGCAUUUAAAGCUUUAAAAAUAUAUUCAUAAAAAAAAAAUUAAGUUCCAUGACUUGAAUAAAAGAAUAAAAACAUUUCUCAGAGAUGAUUGCAAGUUGCUAGAUAAAUGUUGUUUUGAUAACCAAGUACUGUAUUAAGUCUCUCACUGCUCCCACAUACAAGUGAUGUUCCCACCUUACACAAAUGUAUAAUGUCAAAUAUUAAGUAUUAUGCAUAUCUUCUUGAGUUAAAAGAUUCUAAACAUACAUAUAGAUUUGUAUAAUGUAAGUAUCCCAAGCAUUCUCAUGUUUGAUGUGCAUUGUCAAGAGCCUCUGUGGUUCAUGGAUGUACUAAUGUUCAUGUUGGACUCUGGAGCUGAACAAUGUCGAUAUGUAUAUAAAAUUGUUGAAUACAGUCAUUAAAUCAUUUUUCAUUUAA